AUGCACAAGACGCAAAUGACCCACAAGACGCAAAAGACACAAAAGAGGCAAAAGAGGCAAAAGAGGCAAAAGAGGCAAGAGGCUAAAGACGCAAAAGAGGCAAAAGAAGCAAAAGGGACAGAAGACGCUACAGAUGCAAAAGAGGCAAAAGACGCAAGAGACGCAAAAGUCGCAAAAGACGCACCAGACGCACAAGACGCAAAAGCCGCAAAAGAGGCAAAAGACGCAAAAGAGGCAAAAGGCGCAGAAGACAGACGCAGAAGACGCAAAAGCCGCACAAGACGCACAUGACGCAAAAGCCGCAGAAGACGCAAAAGACGCAAAAGCCACAUGAGCCGCAAAAGCAGCAGAAGCCGCAGAAGACGCAAAAGACGCAAGCCACAGAAGCCGCAGAAGACGCAGAAAACGCAAAAGCCACAGAAGCCGCCGAAGAUGCAGAAAACGCAAGAGCCGCAGAAGCCACAAAAGAGAAGCCGCAAAAGCCACAGAAUACGCAAAAGACGCAAAAGAGGCAUAAAACGCAAAAGCCGCGAAAGUCGCAAAAGUGGCAGAAGACGCAGAAGCCGCAAAAGAGGUCUCUUGAAGACAUCAGAUAACGUGAUAAAUAUUUUUCGUCUGCGUAACAAGUGUCAAGUGACGCGGUCUCAGCGAUGCAGUUCUCUGAAAUCCUCCGAUGCCAAAGCACUUGAAGAUAUUAAAGACUAA
Molecule: messenger RNA, 705 nt
Organism: Hyalella azteca
Lineage: Eukaryota; Metazoa; Arthropoda; Malacostraca; Amphipoda; Hyalellidae
Product: protein FAM133-like
Exons: 5
Source: RefSeq, a predicted model, not a curated record